Seminavis robusta is the source of this 351-nucleotide messenger RNA. The record is from the annotation of a GenBank genome assembly. NCBI's taxonomy places the organism in Eukaryota, Bacillariophyta, Bacillariophyceae, Naviculales, Naviculaceae.
AUGCGCGGCAUCACCAGCACGGACAAGAGUGGUAACAAACCCAAAGAACUCAUCAACCGGGAGGGAAACAGCGAAGGGCUCACCAAUGGUGUCGGUAAAAUCCCCAACAACAACGGGGUCUCCAUUGUCAAGGGUGAUGAUCACGGGACGGUUGAGGAUUCCAACCUUGGCAUUCCAGAUGCAAGCAAACUGGGAAGCAUUGCUGGGAUCCCAAGCACCUGCUGGCGGUGGUGGUUGUUCAUGCCAGGCUGGAGGGUACGACGGAGGAGAGCCGAAGUAGUUUCAUCGGUUCCUCGGGCACGAGAAAACGUUUGGACGGGUCCAUUCUUUCCGCGACGGAGAGAGAGCUGA